Acanthaster planci (crown-of-thorns starfish) is the source of this 2526-nucleotide messenger RNA. RefSeq names its product eukaryotic translation initiation factor 4E-like. Gene Ontology annotation, cellular component: eukaryotic translation initiation factor 4F complex; cytoplasm. NCBI's taxonomy places the organism in Eukaryota, Metazoa, Echinodermata, Asteroidea, Valvatida, Acanthasteridae. Gene Ontology annotation, biological process: translational initiation. The record is from RefSeq and is a predicted model, not a curated record. Gene Ontology annotation, molecular function: RNA 7-methylguanosine cap binding; translation initiation factor activity.
GAACAUGGCCUCCGCAGUAGCAGUAUCACAAGAGAGCAAGAAAAGGCAUCGCACAGACCAGUAGAUGUUGUGGAGACUACUAUCUGGCCAGAGACUAACACCUUUGAAAGAGAAACCUCACGAUUGUAAAACAACAAAAUCCGAAGGUGAGAACGAAACUCCAACUCAGAGCAAGGAAGUUGUUGGUCCACAGGAAGUCAUCAAACAUCCCUUGCAGAACAAGUGGGCCCUCUGGUUCUUCAAAAACGACAAGUCCAAAUCCUGGGCAGAUAACUUAAGAAUCAUAACCUCGUUUGACACAGUGGAAGACUUCUGGGCGUUGUUUAACCAUAUUCAGUGUGCGAGCAAACUUCAAUCCGGAUGUGACUAUUCACUAUUUAAGGAUGGUAUCAAACCCAUGUGGGAGGAUGGCAAGAAUAAAGCUGGUGGUCGUUGGCUGGUGAAUCUGGGUCGGCCAAAACCCCAGGAUGUAGACAGAUUCUGGUUGGAAUCGCUGUUGUUCCUCAUCGGAGAGUCGUGCGACGAUGAAAGUGAAUUGGUAAAUGGAGGUGUCAUCAAUGUCCGGAGCAAGGGUAACAAGAUUGCUGUGUGGACAGGCAACUAUAAGAAGGAGGAAGGCAUCAUGAAGAUUGGGCGUGGAUUCAAGGAAGUUCUUCAUCUACCACCUAAGACAUUAAUAUCAUAUGAGGCCCACGCAGACACGAUGUCCAAAACAGGAUCUGUGGCAAAGAGCCGUUAUGUGGUAUGAUAGUGGGCUGCCAUAGAUGUUACGUGUAUAGCUUAUAUGAUAUGUAGAGGGGCACCGGUGUACAGCAGGACAUGUACAGUGAUUUCUGUAUGCCAUAAAGGUGCUGUAAUGUAAGGGGAUGGGAAAAGGAAAUAAGAGCUGAAAAUUUAUGGAAGGCAUUUUGCCAUGUAAUGGCUAGGACCUUUCUAAAAGCCACUUUAUUGGCAAGGUCAUCUUGCUUUUUCAGCCAACAUCAAGCAUGAUAUCUAAGAUGAAGAUGUCAUCUAAGAUAUCAGCUUGAUUACAUGAGUAAGGAGGCAAGUUUUCCCAGAUUGGAUGGUCUGGAGCUAAAAUUACUCUUCGUCAAACCAGCUUGAUUAAAAAGAUCUGUUGAAGUCAGCCACAUGGAGUUCCAGUAAUAAUUUAUUGUUAUUGAUAUCUGUGGCAUCACAACCCCGAAAAAGAGAACUUCAGGUGGCAGUGGCCCACCAAGUAGCUUUUUAGCAAAGAUGAUGCCACAACUUUCAUUACUAUUUAUUAUUUUUAUUUAUGCCUUAGUUCUGACUGGAGACAAUGUCAUCAGAUUUUCCCUCAAAAGACAUUAUUGGUUUUUGAAAAAUCAAUUUCUAAAAAAGUCAAAUUCUGUUUUGAAACUUAAACAGCUUUUUUCUGUUAUUUUAUGUGUUUUAACUUUAAAGUGUUAAACAUUGAUUUAUGCAAAUCUUACAAUUGACUUAUGGUAAGUAAUCAGUAGAGGUCACAAAAGGCAGGUGAGGACUGUAUACAUAUAUUUUCACAAAAGACAUUGGCAGUUAUUAUCAAAAGUAUUGUUGGCGAGGAGUUGAUAUUUCCAGCACUCUCAAAGUUUUUUGUUCUGAUCUGAGUCUCAGAAUGGGUGUUCCUGUCCCUUUUUGUAGGAUUGUUUGGCAAAUGGUUCACACUCAUGCUUCAGUGGUGACUGCACCUGAAGAAAUGCCAAAAUGAAAGCUCACAGAGGUUUGGGCUUGAAUUAUUCUAGGAGAGCAUACAUGUAUGUGUGAUAGCUGCAUUAUCCUGAGUGUGGUUGCCCAUUGUUGAAAUGUCCAUGCAGGAAAGUAUGGGGCAUUUUCUUCAGGUAAAUAGUGAAGCAGCUUUGAGUAGUUUAGCUGAGUCAGUAAAGAAAAACUUAUUCCUGCGCUCAGCGUGUACAAGAGAGAGUGUGGCUUACUUUUCUGGGUGGAGCAUGCAUUAUUUCUGUGUUUCAUGAGUCAACUGAAAGAUAAUGCAUCUAACAUCAAGUUCACAUACAUGUCCAAUUGAGUCAUGCAUGCAAAGAGACAUAGUUACUAGUGGGAUGGUAGAAUGUGUACAUGUACAUGAGGAAAUAUAACUCACAAAUUGUCAAGUGAAGGUGGUACUACAAGGAAUAUCCCCCUGUUGUGAUUGUUGAAUUGAUAGUUUGUUGGGUAACAUACGAUAUUGUGUUGUGUAUUCUCAGUUAUGUAUGUGACCAUUGCCAAGACAUCUUUUGAAUGGGCACACAGAAAGUACAAUGUUGUGUGUAAAUGAAUGACACGACUGACAUGACUGCAUCAUUCAUGUUAAUUUUCCAACAAAAAAACAGUGUUGGGCAAUUUUAGUGAGCUUGUUAGUGGGGGUCACAAGACCCUUUGUUGAACUUCUUGGUUUCCAUCGCACUUUACAUGAGCUGGAUCCUUGUGGGUUCAAAAAGGACUCAGUUGUAAAGCUGAAAUAAAUAUGGUUGAUUCACAAUACAUGUAGUGGGCCUCCAAGAGUUUGCAACACGUUGACCAGUCACA